Molecule: messenger RNA, 465 nt
Organism: Paralichthys olivaceus (Japanese flounder)
Lineage: Eukaryota; Metazoa; Chordata; Actinopteri; Pleuronectiformes; Paralichthyidae
Source: RefSeq, a predicted model, not a curated record
AUAGAUGUUGCACUGGACAGAGAAGUAGAUGGAGAUCUUUUACUGGGGGACAUGGGCCAGGGGAUGCCUUUCCGACCUGGCACCUUUGACGGUUGCAUCAGUAUUUCAGCGCUUCAAUGGCUCUGUAAUGCCGACAAGAAGUCACACAGUCCUCCAAAGAGACUCUAUACAUUCUUCAGUACUCUCUACUCUUCUCUGUCAAGAGGCUCACGUGCAGUUUUCCAGCUUUAUCCCGAGAACUCAGAGCAGCUGGAGCUGAUCACGACGCAGGCCAUGAGGGCAGGUUUCAGUGGAGGAAUGGUGGUGGACUAUCCCAACAGCAGCAAGGCUAAAAAGUUCUUCUUGUGUCUUUUUGCUGGAGCAUCAGGAGUCCUUCCCAAAGGAUUGGGAGCAGAAGCGUCAGACAAAGCAGUUUCAAACCAGGUCCAGUAUUCAGGACAAAGGUAAUGAUAGUCACACAGCAGG